Harpegnathos saltator (Jerdon's jumping ant) is the source of this 1119-nucleotide messenger RNA. RefSeq names its product ER membrane protein complex subunit 3 (gene EMC3). Gene Ontology annotation, cellular component: membrane; EMC complex. Lineage: Eukaryota; Metazoa; Arthropoda; Insecta; Hymenoptera; Formicidae. Gene Ontology annotation, biological process: protein folding in endoplasmic reticulum. The record is from RefSeq and is a predicted model, not a curated record. The transcript has 4 exons. The coding region runs from base 193 to 972 and encodes 259 amino acids.
UUUCAGAUUUUAUUCUCGGGACCGAAGAUUUUCACUUUAUCCAUCUGACUAGAGUAGUCUAUAAUGAAAUACGUGACACAUCAUAGAUAUUACAAAAUAUACGCACGGUACUCUCAAUAUGGCGUCUUCACCCCACCACCAUCCCAUCGCCAGAAGUCAGCGGUCUAAUCUGUACGCGGUAGAAGUUUGAUAAUGGCCGAGUUGCUGUUGGACCCGAAUAUUCGCGGCUGGGUGUUUCUGCCUAUAGUGGUGAUUACGUUUCUCGUUGGUAUCGUCCGUCACUAUGUUUCGAUACUGCUCGCAUCGCAGAAGAAAGUCGAGCUGCAUCAAGUGCAAGACAGUCAAGUUAUGAUACGCUCCAGGCUGCUUAGGGAAAAUGGACAGUACAUACCAAAAGUAGCAUUUAUGACUAGAAGACACUUUUUCAACAAUGAGGAAACUGGCUACUUCAAGACACAGAAACGUGCUCCUGUUUCCCAAAAUCCUAUGACUGACCCAAAUAUGAUGACAGACAUGUUGAAGGGAAAUGUGACCAAUGUAUUGCCCAUGGUAUUGAUUGGUGGUUGGAUCAAUUGGAUGUUCUCUGGAUUUGUAACAACAAAAGUACCAUUUCCAUUGACACUACGUUUCAAGCCAAUGCUGCAACGAGGUAUAGAGUUGGUUACAUUGGAUGCUGCAUGGGUCUCCUCAGCUUCGUGGUAUUUCCUUAAUGUAUUUGGAUUGAGAUCCAUUUAUACACUUGUGCUCGGUGAAAAUAAUGCUGCAGAUACUUCAAGAUUGCUGCAAGAUCAGGUGUCAGGUGCUGCAAUGUCUAUGCCUCCUGAUCCAAAAGCAGCUUUCAAGUCUGAAUGGGAAGCAUUGGAAAUCUGUGAACAUAAUUGGGCGUUACAGGGAGUAGAUGCUGAAUUAAUGGGUACCCAAUCAAAGUCUGAUACAGCUGAGAGUAUAUAUCAUCAAGGCAGAGCAAAUUGAUAUAUCUAGUUAUAAAAAUAAAAUUAUAAAAAAAUUCAAGUAAACGACUUAUUUAUUUGUAUCUUAAGUGAGCAAUUUAAGCAACAUUAAUUUGUUUUUUUUUUUAAUAAAUUAAGCAAUAAAGUACAACAGCAACUUUAAUUUUAA